Molecule: messenger RNA, 640 nt
Organism: Tyto alba (common barn owl)
Lineage: Eukaryota; Metazoa; Chordata; Aves; Strigiformes; Tytonidae
Gene: RBX1
Product: ring-box 1
Exons: 6
Coding region: 95-472 (125 amino acids)
Biological process (GO): ubiquitin-dependent protein catabolic process; protein ubiquitination
Cellular component (GO): nucleus; cullin-RING ubiquitin ligase complex
Molecular function (GO): cullin family protein binding; ubiquitin protein ligase activity; zinc ion binding
Source: RefSeq, a predicted model, not a curated record
GCGGGGCGAGGCGGUAACCCCGCCCACCCCUUCCGCUCGCCCUCCCCGCCGCGCAUGCGCGCACGGGGCCGGACGGGUGAUUCACGCAUCCAAAAUGGCGGCCGCGAUGGAUGUGGACACCCCUAGCGGUACCAACAGCGGCGCCGGCAAGAAGCGCUUCGAAGUGAAGAAAUGGAACGCAGUAGCUCUGUGGGCAUGGGACAUUGUGGUUGAUAACUGUGCCAUUUGCAGAAACCAUAUUAUGGAUUUAUUGUUCCUGAUUUCUGCAAAGGCUUGCUCUCUGGUGCUGUCAUUGCAACAUGGCAUAGAAUGUCAAGCAAACCAAGCAUCAGCUACCUCUGAAGAGUGUACAGUUGCAUGGGGCGUCUGCAAUCAUGCUUUCCACUUCCACUGCAUCUCUCGCUGGCUCAAAACUCGCCAAGUAUGUCCGCUGGACAACAGGGAAUGGGAGUUCCAAAAGUAUGGACACUAGAGAGAUGCUCACCAUGCUUCUUGUUACGUCGUCAGACUCAGUUGUUCCUGUCACUAUGGGUUUGUUUUAGCAACUUGAAAAAUCAGUAAUGUAUACGAUUCUUCUUUAAUCUUAAUUUCUCCUUAUUGUAUACCAUUGAAUAAAAUCUUGCUGGAGCUUCCCGUCAAA